AUGAAACUCGAAAGUAUCUCAAGAGCCCUGCGGAGAAUUGUAUCCAAUGAACCAGAGUUCCAACAUCUCACUGAUAAAGAUGAUAGGGAUGAAAUGAAAACCUCUACCACACAUCCAGACUAUGGAGAGUAUGCCUACGUUCGAUACACACCUGGUAAACCGAUUGAAAUUAUUCCAACCAAUAGCAAAACAUUUCGGAAAAGAUUGAAAAGAAUAGAGAAAAUGAAUGCAGAGAGGCUACGAAUAGAAAAAUUACGGGAAGAAGAUGAAAAUCAACUUUGGUUUUUUAAAGGCCUCACACGAUAUAAUGCUGAAGACAAACUAAAAAUCAGAGGCUGUAUCGAAGGUUCUUUCUUGAUCACGACAAAUCCAAAUCAAAGAAAAGAGUAUGCAUUCCGACUAACACUGUUUUAUGUUUCAAAAACAAGUAGCGGAAUUGUACGUCCGAAAACCAUUGUAUGGUUUAAUAAUGAAAGGCCUCACAAGUACGGAAUUAGGGAGGUGAAGCAAAAAUUUGAAAACCUGACAUCGCUAGUCAGGCAUUUGAUUGAUAACAAAGUACAAAUUGACGGAGUGACACUGGUGGAUAUCUUUCAACCAGGACGAUGGCCAGAAUAUAUGUAUUGA
This is a messenger RNA of Caenorhabditis briggsae, 627 nucleotides long. Lineage: Eukaryota; Metazoa; Nematoda; Chromadorea; Rhabditida; Rhabditidae. The transcript has 4 exons. The record is from RefSeq and is a predicted model, not a curated record. The coding region runs from base 1 to 627 and encodes 208 amino acids.